Messenger RNA from Salvia hispanica, 1896 nucleotides. Its product is annotated as tyrosine decarboxylase-like. The record is from RefSeq and is a predicted model, not a curated record. Gene Ontology annotation, molecular function: carboxy-lyase activity; pyridoxal phosphate binding. Gene Ontology annotation, cellular component: cytoplasm. Lineage: Eukaryota; Viridiplantae; Streptophyta; Magnoliopsida; Lamiales; Lamiaceae. Gene Ontology annotation, biological process: carboxylic acid metabolic process; amino acid metabolic process.
AAAAGCAAUAAGCAAAAUAUGAAAAAAUAUCUGCUGCAAAAUCUUCAAGAAUGUCACGCUUUUAGUAUGCAUAGUGUGUGCAAAUUUUUCUCCUUCACAACCCCCUAUUUAAACGCCAUCGAAUCCUAUCGAUUAACAACAUAACAGACCUUAUACUUUAUCCAAUCAUGGGCAGCCUAAACACCCAAGAGCCCCAAACCAGCUUUCCUACUUCAAUCAAACCAUUUGAGCCUGAAGAGUUCCGAAAGCACGUUCAUUUAGUCGUCGAUUUCAUCGUCGAACACUACAAAAACAUCGAAAACUACCCCGUCCGGAGCCAGGUCGAGCCCGGUUACCUCUGGAAACGUGUGCCCGAUUCCGCCCCCCACGGGCCUGAGCCCAUGGAGGACAUCCUCCGCGACGUGCGAAACGACAUUGUCCCGGGCCUUAUGCAUUGGCAAAGCCCGAACUUCUUCGGCUACUUUCCGAUCAACAUGAGCUCGGCCGGAUUUCUCGGUGAGAUGCUCUGCACCGCCUUCAACAUCCCGGGAUUCUGCUGGAUCUCCUCACCUGCCUGCACCGAGCUCGAGAACAUCGUGACGGAUUGGGUCGGGAAGAUGCUGCAGCUUCCUCGUGAAUUUUUAUUUUCCGGCGGCGGCGGCGGUGUGAUUCAGGGGACGACUUGUGAGGGGAUCCUCUGCACUGUCGUGGCGGCCCGGGAUAGGAUGUUGCAGAAAAUCGGGCUUGAGAAUAUCACGAAAUUGGUCGUUUACGCCUCCGAUCAGACGCAUUCUUCCUUCCAGAAGGCCUGCCAGAUCGCCGGGAUCCCACGUGCAAAUUUCCGAGCCGUCGGGACCACGGCCCAAAACGCGUUUUCCAUGAGGCCGGACGGGCUUCGGCCCGUGAUUGAGGCCGACGUUAAGGCCGGGCUCGUUCCCCUGUUUCUGUGCCUUACCGUCGGCACGACGUCGUCCACCGCCGUGGACCCGCUCGGCCCGCUGUGUGACGUGGCAAAGGAGUACGGGAUGUGGGUCCACGUCGACGCGGCCUAUGCCGGUAGCGUGUGCAUAUGCCCCGAGUUCCGGCACUUCCUCGACGGCGUCGAGAAGGCGGACUCAUUUAGUUUCAAUCCUCAUAAAUGGUUCUUCACUACAAUGGACAUGUGUUGCCUCUGGGUGAAGGACCCGAGUGCGCUCAACGACGCACUGUCAACGAAUCCUGAGUACUUAAAAAACAAGGCCUCAGAGUUGAAGUGCGUCGUUGAUUACAAGGACUGGCAAAUUUGCCUGAGCCGUAGGUUCCGGUCGCUCAAGCUCUGGAUCGUGCUCCGGACCUACGGAGUGGCAAAUAUGCAGAAUUUCUUACGCCGCCACGUCGGCAUGGCAAAGGAAUUCGAGGGUUUUGUGAGGAAGGACUCGAGAUUCGAGGUGGUGGUGCCUAGAAACUUCUCCACUACAGUUUUCCGCGUUUCACCCAUGGGGACCUAUCCUGACUCGACACGUGUCUUUGGGGACCAGGGGGCGAAUGAGCUGUCCGCGAAGCUGCUGGAGUCGGUCAACGACUCUGGGAAGGUCUUCAUGACGCAUGCCGUGGUCGGGGGCGUGUAUGUGAUCCGGGUCGCGGUCGGGGCGACCUUGACCGAGGACCGGCAUGUGAACCUAGCGUGGGAUGUGGUGCAGGAACACGCGAAUCAGAUUCUGUUCUCUUGAGAUGCAUGGAACCGCAACUUCGGGUUCUCUUCUAUUCAAAAUAAGUUGUGAGAAUUUUGAGUGUUUAAUUUUGUCCAUUUUCUUGUCAAAUAAAACCUCAUUUUGUUAAAGGGUACAUUGAUAUAUAUAUUUUGAUGUACGUUGUAUAUUUAUAUUUCUCAUAUUAUGUUUGAAUUCCAUAUUAUAUAUACUUUGGUUUUCAGUGAUA